AUGUCAACGGUGAAACAUGACGUGUCAUGGCGGCAAACGUUGCUCCAUAGACAACAGAACGUCAUACAAAGGAGGAAGAAUACGCGGAACACAAGAUGGCGGCCCAGCAAAUGGCUGAUACCGCUCGUUAUUUUAAAUGUUACAGGGAGUGUUGGUGGCGAAUCUCUCACAAGUCGGGUGCUAGCCUCUUUGCUAGGCUACCCAAGUUCCUGUAACCUAGGGUCGGAAGUCCGUCCCUGUACCCUCUCCCUCACCUGCUGGUUACGAGGAGGGACCAGGGUGAGGGGCUGUGGAGGAAGCUGGCUCUUCUCCUGCUGUGUGCCGGCAGAACCAAGCAGAAAUGAUGUGCUUGAUAACAGUAUACCGUCAUCAGACUGGAAGUACAAGGUGGUGCCUCCGAAGUUGCGGCAGGUGCCACAACGCAGCGUGGUACCGACCAACGUCUUCCGACGCAGAGCUGAUGAUGAUGUGGGACAGGUAGACUGUGGUUUGUCUUCAACGAAGAUGAUACAGAAACGCAUUAUAGGCGGGCGGGAGGCACGCUUUGCGGAGUUCCCGUGGCAAGCACACGUGAGGAUCUCAGAGUUCCAAUGUGGAGGAGUCCUAGGCAUGAUGACGCAACCGGAUCGCUAUGAUAUAGCCCUCUUGAAGUUGUCUCGGCCCAUAAUCUACACUACUCAUAUACUGCCAAUUUGCCUCCCAGAGAGGGAUAUGGAUUUGAGAGGGAGGUCUGGUGUGAUAGCUGGUUGGGGAAAGACGGACGCUAGUACCGGUCAUACAGGAACAAAUAUGUUGCGAUCAGCUACAGUGCCUAUUUUAAAGAUAGAGAUAGAGAUAGAGAUAGAGAUAGAGAUAGAGAUAGAGAUAGAGAUAGAGAUAGAGAUAGAGAUAGAGAUAGAGAUAGAGAUAGAGAUAGAGAUAGAGAUAGAGAUAGAGAUAGAGAUAGUGAUAGAGAUAGAGAUAGAGAUAGAGAUAGAGAUAGAGAUAGAGAUAGAGAUAGAUCUCUAUAGAGAUAGAGAUAGAGAUAGAGAUAGAUCUCUAUCUCUAUCUCUAUCUCUAUCUCUAUCUCUAUCUCUAUCUCUAUCUCUAUCUCUAUCUCUAUCUCUAUCUCUAUCUCUAUCUCUAUCCCUAUCUCCUAUAUUCACCUUCACCUUCACCUUCACCUUCACCUUCACCUUCACCUUCACCUUCACCUUCACCUUCACCUUCACCUUCACCUUCACCUUCACCUUCACCUUCACCUUCACCUUCACCUUCACCUUCACCUUCACCUUCACCUUCACCUUCACCUUCACCUUCACCUUCACCUUCGCCUUCACCUUCACCUUCACCUUCACCUUCACCUUCACCUUCACCUUCACCUUCACCUUCACCUUCACCUUCACCUUCACCUUCACCUUCACCUUCACACUCACCCUCACCUUCACCUUCACACUCACCCUCACCUUCACCUUCUACUUCACCUUCACACUCACCCUCACCCUCACCUUCACACUCACCCUCACCUUCAACUUUACCUUCACACUCACCCUCACCCUCACCUUCACACUCACCCUCACCUUCAACUUCACCUUCACACUCACCUUCACCUUCACCUUCAACUUCACCUUCACCUUCACACUCACCCUCACCUUCACCUUAACUUCACCUUCACCUUCACACUCACCCUCACCUUCACACUCACCCUCACCCUCACCUUCACCUACACCUUCACCUUCACCUUCACACUCACCUUCACCUUCACCUUCAACUUCACCUUCACCUUCACCUUCACACUCACCCUCACCCUCACCCUCACCUUCACACUCACCCUCACCCUCACCUUCAACUUCACCUUCACACUCACCCUCACCCUCACCUUCACACUCACCCUCACCUUCACCUUCACCUUCACACUCACUUGACCAUCAUCAUUGGGGAUUAAGUUUUAAGUUUACGGAGAUUUAG
Molecule: messenger RNA, 1947 nt
Organism: Spodoptera exigua (beet armyworm)
Lineage: Eukaryota; Metazoa; Arthropoda; Insecta; Lepidoptera; Noctuidae
Source: the annotation of a GenBank genome assembly